Epinephelus fuscoguttatus (brown-marbled grouper) is the source of this 981-nucleotide messenger RNA. RefSeq lists its product as uncharacterized. Bases 95 to 886 code for a protein of 263 amino acids. NCBI's taxonomy places the organism in Eukaryota, Metazoa, Chordata, Actinopteri, Perciformes, Serranidae. The record is from RefSeq and is a predicted model, not a curated record. The transcript is spliced from 7 exons.
GUUCAGACUCACAGAGAGAGGAGGAGAAGACUGAACAGCAGACAGUUUGGAAGAAGAGAGCCCGAGGCAUCAGCAGUGAAACUAUCCAACAGAGAUGACUACAUCCACGGCUAAACUGCAGGAGAUCUACAACCAACAGGGCUUCCUCUCCGCGCUGCCUGUGUUGAAUGAGACUGAGCUGAGGGAAGCCAAACACGCCUUUUCUGAGCUGGAGAGGGAAUUUGGUGAGGAGUACACCUCGUACAGCCUCCACAAUGUUCACAUGCAGUAUCCGUGGGUGAGGGACCUGACCAAACAUCCUAAAAUCAUACAAGUGGUCAAAGCCGUCCUGGGCCCUGAUGUCAUCCUGCUGGACUCCCGCUUCAUCUGUAAAUACCCAGCACUCAAACCCGACGUUGAGGAGAGCAAAGAAGGAGAAACUAAACCUGGACUUCCAUAUGUGGCCUGGCAUCAGGAUAUGAGAUAUUGGGGUAUUGCUGGUGGCCCUGUUCUCUCUGUGUGGCUCGCUUUAGAUGACUCACUGCAAGAGAAUGGCGCCCUUCAGGUCAUCCCAGGUAGCCACUGCGCUGGCAUGUUGCCCCAUCGCCAAGCCACCCGCCCUGGAAACAUGCUGUCGGUCAAUCAGGAGAUCCCAGAGGAGCUGGUGCAGGCUGAUGAGGCUGUGUUGUGCCCUCUGUUAGCUGGGCAGAUGUCUAUUCAUGACGGACUCCUCGUCCACGCCAGUGAUGCCAACACAUCUCAGAAGAGGCGCUGUGGAUUUGUGAUCCGUUAUGUUCCCACCUGUGCAUAUCCCAUACAGGAUCCUGAUCGUCCCAGGAAGUUUGCUGCGACAGAGUUGGCCUGUGGAACGGAUGGGUUCAAUAAUUUCUCCAACAAAACCACAUAAAUACUUCCUGGAUUCGUCCUACAUGCAACAACAGUUACUUGUACACUUUAUUAGAAUAUUUUAUAGUUACCCCAAAUUGUACUAAAUUGCAAAGU